This is a messenger RNA of Cercospora beticola, 594 nucleotides long. RefSeq lists its product as uncharacterized. Lineage: Eukaryota; Fungi; Ascomycota; Dothideomycetes; Mycosphaerellales; Mycosphaerellaceae. The record is from RefSeq and is a predicted model, not a curated record.
AUGAAAUUCCUCGCCACCACCAUUCUCUCCGCCCUAACCCUCCUCACCGCCCCAUCGCUAGCCCAAGACGACCACCUCUGCGCCCCCAUGGUCUUCUCCGCCCGCUACGACGACCUCGUAGCCCCCAGCCUCGCCCUCCUCCAAACCCAAUGCUACAACCUCUGCGCCAGCGCCCGCAACUCCGCAAUCAACCACUUCGGCACCUGUUUCUGGCAAAACGUCGCCAACGUCGAACUUCAAUCCGCUCAUCUCGUUCGCUCCGCUCGCUGUCCCGAUCGCUGUACUCAAGCGUCGGUGUGGAGCGGAGAUUGUGGUUGUACGCUUGAUGCGAAGGAUAUUUAUGUGGCGAAUGAUGUGGAGAUGUUUCCGGAUUGUGAAGCACCGAAAUUGGCGCUUAAGUGCUUUGAUCGGCAGGGUUGGACGCAGAGGUAUGGGACGGAGUCGCCUGCUAGGCCUUGUCCUGGGACGAGUAUGGUUUCUCAGAAGAAGGUUGAUGGCAACAAGGGCAAGGAGAUCGGGAAGGAGACUGGCAAGGAGACUGGCAAAGAGACUGGCAAGGAUGCCAAAAAGGUGCAGAAGCUGGUGGUGGGCUGA